Messenger RNA from Liolophura sinensis, 2272 nucleotides. Its product is annotated as dual specificity protein phosphatase 12-like. The record is from RefSeq and is a predicted model, not a curated record. The coding region runs from base 75 to 1043 and encodes 322 amino acids. Gene Ontology annotation, molecular function: protein tyrosine/serine/threonine phosphatase activity. NCBI's taxonomy places the organism in Eukaryota, Metazoa, Mollusca, Polyplacophora, Chitonida, Chitonidae. Gene Ontology annotation, biological process: protein dephosphorylation. The transcript is spliced from 8 exons.
UUUGGAAUAGUCUUAUCAGCAAAACCAAAUUAAUAAUAUAGCGGCGAACUGAACUGAUUAAAUCGAGGAGAAACAUGAGUGGGGAGGUCACAGGUCUGGACAUGAACGAGGUGUUAGAGAAGCUGUAUCUGGGAAGUGAGAUGGCAGUGGAUGCAGAAGAGCUGCGUAAGCUAGGGGUGACGCACAUUCUCACAGUAUGCCACAGGCCUCUACCUACGGAACAACAUGCAGGCUUCAAGUACUUGUAUGUGUCGGCCAAUGAUGUCGAGGACGCUGACCUCUUGACUAGACUGUCUGACUGUUUCAGGUUCAUCGAGGAGGGGCGUCAGCAGGGCGGGGUGCUUGUGCACUGUGUUGCUGGACUGUCCAGAAGUGCGACUGUGGUGAUUGCAUAUGUCAUGAUGAAGACAGAACACAGAAGCCUGGAUGAGGCCCUGGACUUUGUGUCCUCAAAGCGGCACUCAAUCAAACCAAACUUUGGAUUUCUAGAGCAACUGCACUUGUUUGAGGCCAUGGGAAGUGAAGUCAACCCUCAACACCCUCACUAUGUCAACUACAGAAUUCAGAUGCUCGCGCUCAAGGUCCAAAGGGGAGCAAAGGUCAAUGAGAUUCUGGGUGACCUACAUGAAGAUCCAUUACAACAGUCUCGCUCAGGUCAACAGAAAGCAAGCUCAUUCUUCAAAUGUCGCAAAUGCAGACGGCCUUUAUUCAGAAGGUCAGGAAUCUUACCACAUUCCCAAGGAGCAGGAGACGCUGCAUUUGAUUGGAGAAGCCAGCAGUCAGCUAGAGGAAAACACAGUCUCAUUGGUCAAGAGGAACUGUGUCAGAGGUCAUUGUUCAUAGAGCCUGUUGAAUGGAUGAGGAACGAUAUCCUGGCCAUGGAGGGAAAAAUUAUCUGCCCAAAGUGUUGUGCCAAGCUCGGUUCCUAUAAUUGGUUUGGAGAACGCUGUCCAUGCGGAACAUGGGUCACACCAGCCUUCCACGUUCAAACAGCCAAAGUGGAUGAGUGCAAAAUCACAGCUUUACCAACGACACCAUCUUGAUCCAUUAAUGAUCUAGACAGCUGUGGACAUAUCAACUCAAGAGUAGGGUAAAACUGUGACCUUGACCUUAAAUGUACUGAACAGUACUGUAUAACCACAUGGCACUGGGCAAAAACAUAAAGCAAAAUGGCCAGUAUGGUUCACUAGCUUUACAGUUGCCGAUAAUGAUCAAUACCAUGGAGUGGAACUUUUGCUGUAUUCCAGUAUAAUGGUGAAAGUUAAUGAAAUUCUGAGUGUUGUGGAAUCAAUACAUGUACUCUCCUUCCAUCCUAUUUACCAAUUUAAAAAUUCAUCUCAAAUUUAAUGAUUUUUAUUGACUGAUCGCUGACGCAAAAGAAUUACACUGAACAGAAGUGCUUCUGCUUUCACACUUAAUUUCUUUAAAGGCCAGACAAUAUUAUGGUGCCGUUGAAGUUUGAAGUGUUCUAACAGCAGCUCAUCAAGACUACAUUCUUGUUAUGUACACGUAGCAGGAGUUAACUGUAUUGGAUGUAUUUGAUUGAGGAUUUACUGGGUUUUCUGGGAUAAUCCAGGAGGAGGUUGUUAAUUCUGGAGGAAAAUGGGUUAAACUUGGAGGAAAGGUUAUUCCUGGAGGAAACUGUUAAUCCUGGGGGAAACUAAAGUGAUCCUGAAGGAAUUGUGUCGAUCUUGGAGGAAACAUAACCCUGGAGGAAAGUUAACUAAUCCUGAUGGAUUUAGUGGAAUAAACCUGGAAGCAUUUGUGUUAAUCCUGGGGGAAACUAAAGUGGACUAUAAAUCCUGAAGGAAUUGUGUUGAUCCUGGAGCAAACUGAAGUGGACCAUAAAUCCUGGAUGCAAUUGUGUUGAUCCUGGAGCAAACUGAAGUGGGCCAUAAAUCCUGGAUGCAAUUGUGUUGAUCCUGGAACAAACUGAAGUGGACCAUAAAUCCUGGAUGCAAUUGUGUUGAUCCUGGAGCAAACUGAAGUGGACCAUAAAUCCUGGAUGCAAUUGUGUUGAUCCUGGAGCAAACUGCAGUGGACCAUAAAUCCUGGAUGCAAUUGUGUUGAUCCUGGAGGAAACUGUUAAUCCUGGUGGAAAGUGGAUUCCUAAUAAAGGAAACUUUGAAAUCUGGGAAGAAAUUUGCACAAUCCUGUAUAAAACCAGGUCAUUCUAAACUGGGUCAAUCCUGUAUAAAACUGGGUCAAAUCCCUGCAGAAAGUGGGCUAAUCUUGGAAGAAACAAUCACACCAGGUACCACUAUGGUCACUG